This is a messenger RNA of Folsomia candida, 2097 nucleotides long. Its product is annotated as bacillopeptidase F. Lineage: Eukaryota; Metazoa; Arthropoda; Collembola; Entomobryomorpha; Isotomidae. Bases 36 to 1277 code for a protein of 413 amino acids. Gene Ontology annotation, molecular function: serine-type endopeptidase activity. The transcript is spliced from 3 exons. The record is from RefSeq and is a predicted model, not a curated record. Gene Ontology annotation, biological process: proteolysis.
UUUAUUCUGCAUUUCAUUACAACUAAACCAGCAUUAUGAUGAAGUUGCUGCUCAUUUUCGCUGCCACGUUAACCGUAGUUCUCUCCGGUAGUGUCGACCCCUCCCUUACAAAAGGUGUUGAUCUUGGCCUUAAUACCGUCGCGAUUCUCGAACUACCCCAAAUUGUGGGGCAACUGGAGACCAACCAAGCCCUUCAAACGCUCUUCGGUGACGCCAAGGUUGCCACCCUGGUCGCCACUUUGAAAGGACUCACGUCCGCUGCGCAGGCGCCGUUCGUCUCAAUCGCGGCGUCUCUUGGGCUUGAAAUUGAGCAAUAUUGGAUUUCCAAUGUCAUUCUGGUUAAGGGAUUGACACUCGAAAAAUUAGACACAUUGUCCAAAACUCCGGGUGAGUUUAUCCUCCGGAAACAACAUAUCGUCACCAUUGACCAUAUCCGGUCUGGACGUGAGGAGAUUUCGAACAAUUUGACGGUACAGAACCCACAAUGGGGCGUGGCUAAAAUAAGAGCACCGGAAGCAUGGAAUCUGACCACGGGGGAAAACGCGGUGGUUGGCUUUAUCGAUACCGGUGUUAAUAUUGGCCACGUGGCGUUAUCAGAUGGCUACGCAGGUGCGUGGAUGGACCCAUAUUAUAAUACGCCCACACCGACGGAUGUGCAAGGUCACGGCUCAUUUAUCGCUGGAAUCGUUGUCGUGCGUGCCAACGGGAUCGGUGUCGCCCCUGGGGCGCAAUACAUUGCCUGUCGCGGAAUGAACAAUCAGGGGUCCGGAACUGAGGCGGCUUUAAUUCAGUGUGCCGAAUUCAUGGUGACGGCCACCCCUCGUCCCCAAGUUGUCCCAAACGCUUGGGGUGGUGCAUCUGGAGCCUGGUUUGAGCCAAUAAUUUCUGCCUGGCGAAGCGCGGGAAUCAUUCCUCUCUUCGCCAUUGGUAAUUCUGGGCCUAACUGUGGAACGAUUUCGGCUCCAGGAAGUCACGCAAGCGUUAUCGGUGCUGCUGCCACGUCAGACACGGAUGCUGUUGCCACUUUUUCCUCGCGUGGACCAGGCGCUGGAGGUGUACUUAAGCCAGACUUUGCCGCGCCUGGUUCAAAUAUUUUAUCGGCUGGGACCGGAGCGGGAAACUAUGUGACCAUGUCGGGAAAUGGAGCGCCACGUGGUUCUUCCAAAGUCGCAAAAUCUCUGCGGAAUCCUGAUUCAACCCGAUUGCCACGGGUAACAAAGCCUGCAUCACGAGAAUCAAGAGACUCGCGAGUAUUGGGAACAUGGCGUAGUACAUGAACGGCAUGUCGUAGUCGAGAAACUUUAUCGUGGCGAAGUUUAGCGUGGCUGAUAACGCGAUCCCAACCCCCAUCAAGAGAAAACUUUCCGUUGCCAUCAGGUCGGCUGGAAUAAUGACGAAAAGUUGAAUCCUUUUGAAAAUGAGGAUAGUCUUUUUGUCAAGAGUUUUCCCGGUUCUAGAAAUUUUGUAAGGACUUUUAUAAAAAUUGCGUUAAGGUUACAUUGGAUGAUGUGGGAUCGAUUUGUAAUCUCGCUCAACCCUUGUGUCAACCUCAAUGUCUUGGAUAAUUGGGGUUUUUUCAAGCUGUGCCGGAAUUGUCUGUCUAACGAGUUAUGACAAAAUAAGCAAGCUAAAAAAUACACGUUUUUAUAUAACCUUUCCGAUGAAUGGCCUCCUUGAAGAAAAAUAUUGGAAGCGGUAAACGUAAAUAAAGAUAAAUUUUGGUUAGGUUAAUACACAGAACUAUACUAUUAUAUCUAGAAGGCGUACUGGACGAGCGAUAGUAGCCACGUUAUGAGCGCCCGUCGUGGUCCUCAACCAAACUAAAUAAUACACUGGUGUAUUGCACACCAGCGCCACGGGUGGUUGUCUCGAGCAAUGUAAUACACAGAUGGGUAUGUGCGCCACCGUCGCUCCAGUUGAGACACUACUUUGCAUCUCAAAUCAGCAGGGGAGACAUACCCAUUGGGUUAAUAUUAAAUAUUAACCUUCACGGGGCGAAAAUCAAGUUAAACGUGUGAACUUUGACAUAUCUAAAGCCUAUUGAUAUAGAUAUGAACAGUUGUAAAUAUUUAGUUCAAUACAAAAUCGUGAAAUUGA